Molecule: messenger RNA, 880 nt
Organism: Podarcis raffonei (Aeolian wall lizard)
Lineage: Eukaryota; Metazoa; Chordata; Lepidosauria; Squamata; Lacertidae
Product: testicular haploid expressed gene protein-like
Exons: 7
Coding region: 284-649 (121 amino acids)
Biological process (GO): spermatogenesis
Source: RefSeq, a predicted model, not a curated record
GUUUGCAUCGCUGUGUUCUAUUGAAUCAUGUGGAGACUUGGGACAGGAAGGCCCUCAGAAACCUGAGAUCUUGGGGCUGCUUGCCCUGAGGGCUGAAGAUGGCCCUCUGAAAACAAAGUCUCAGGCCAAAAUCCUAGACGUCCCCAAGACAUCUAGUUGCCGAAAUUCACCACCUGGCUGGAAACAUAAUUGUGAUUCCUAGAAGGAACACUGUUUCCAGAGCUGGUUGCUCUGGCAACACAUACCUUUGAAAUGGGAUUAGAGGACAGAGGAUUGGAUCAACAUGCUUGGCCAGGUGCAAGAUAACCAACAAUUUAAGAGGCAUACAUCAGAACGUAGAGGCACAGUCCCAGUCUUAACUCCUAGGCUAGAAGAGCUGGCUAAAUGCAAAACCGUACAUCCACGUUAUAAAGCAGACAGACCCACCGCUGAAUGGUUUGUGACAGAGGCAGCUCUGAGGGCGCAGGCAUCACCCAGGUUGAAGGAGCUGGCACGGCCUCGGCCUUGCCCAGCUGGCUGGGAAUUCCAUCGUUCCCCUUAUUCUGUGGUGACUCAGGCAGCAAAGAAUGCCGUAGCCUCAGAGAGGCUACUUGCUCUAGCCAAGCCAAGGCCACAAGCCACAGAAGCAAACACAAAAUCUGGAAAGUAAAUCCAAGGAGUGGUUGUUGAAUUUGCAAAGCUUGGCAGACUCUCUGAACCUUAGAUCUACAUCUUAGGCGGUGGCAAACCUUACCAAGUUUCUAAGCCUGCUCUUCAGUAUUUACCUGGUCCUCACAUUCUUGAAAUCAGCCAUCCUGGGAGAGUAAAGGCAAAGUGGACAUUACUCAGCCAUGACAUUGACCAGCUUGAGGAAGUGAUUAAAGUAUCUUGCACCCAUCAA